CCCCGUCGCGCGCGCGCGCUCACGCGCACACGCUCACUUCAGCAGCGGUAUGGCAAGCCGUUCCGAUUURUGACCCCAACGGCUUGCCAUACARCGRAGCCUCCAAUCGGAACCAGAACCCGGAAGCUGCCCCGGCUCGGACACGGAGCGCUCUGCCGGAUUUCAGUCUUUCUUAGCCGCAGUCUAGGCCGUGGUUCGGGGUGACUUCAGCAGCAAACCGACCGUCAUGUAGCCGGGGAGAGACGCCGGAAGCGAGCGCUGCCGCCGCCUGGACCGAGAUUUCCGCCGGAGGAAAGCGGGCUCGGUCCGCUCGGAGGUUCUGGAAACUUUUAACAGUUUAGUCUUAAGGCUGCCGUGCUCUUCGUCAUGAAGAAGCAGGCCAAGAAGGUGCUGAAGAAGGAGGAGGAGGAGGUCCUGUGUUGCUGCGAGUAUGUGAACAGGCAUGGAGAGCGCAGUCACGUCGCAGCUUGUUGCUGUGACUGCGAGGACCUGGACGAUGCCUGCGACCGGUUCAUGAAGAGGGAGCCUCAGAAACCUGAAUCCUUGUCACAGAUAGCUGAAGUCRUCUCAGACCGGAUCCGUGUCCCCUGGCUGCGGGGCGGAGCCCAGAAACUAGACCUGUCCAUCAUCCCUCCUCUUAUUCUCCUUCCUGCCUUGCUGCACCUCGCUGCGCUCCACUUCCUGCUGGGCCUGGUGGUUCUGACGGCACUGCCCGUCUUGGUCUUGUGGUAUUACUACUUCACCCACCGCAAGAAGGGUCGGACACUGUUCUUCCUCAGCCUGGCGCUCUUCUCCCUGGGCUACAUGUACUACCUGUUCAUCUGGGAGGUGGUCCCGCAUGGCGGGGUGGGGCAGGUGGAGGUGGUGGGUGUGAGCUCAGGAGUCAUCCUCACCCUGCUGGCUCUCCUCCGCACCAAGAGGGGUCCCGGCAUCGUUCGGCCGAACGACGAGGCCAUCCACAGCACGGUGACGUAUCACAGCCCUCUGCCAGACAGAGACUCCGCCCUCGACGGCGGGAGCCAGAACGUCUCGAUGACUGCGACCAGCCGGGCGGGGCCGUCGGAGCAGGACGGGUCAGAGCUGAGUGGAAGCAGCCGGAGGAGCUGGUGCUCGGUGUGCGGGGUGGUGCGUCCUCCGAGGGCGGGACACUGUCGGAUCUGUGGCGUCUGUGUGCUGCGUCUCGACCAUCACUGUGUCUGGAUAAACAGCUGUGUGGGACAGGCCAAUCACCGCAGCUUCCUGCUCACGCUCAUCUUCUUCCUGAUGACGUCGCUGUACGGCAUCAGCCUGGUGCUGCGGAGCGUGUGUCCCCGGCAGCACCUCCUCACCGCCUUACUCUACUGCCCUGGAGUUUACAACCAGUACAGCACRGCCCUUUGCUUCACCUGUGCGUGGUACAGCAGCGUCGUGAGCGGCGGGCUGCUCCACCUGCUGCUGGUGCAGCUCGUCAACAUCAGCCACAACGUGACGGAGCGGGAGGCGCGGGCGGCCCUCAGAGAGAGGACUGCACGCAGGGCCUGCUGGGGGMUCGUGGUGGACACCGGCGCUUACUCUCGAGGUCUGCGCGGGAACUGGUCCGACUUCAUGUCCAUGGGAGACAAACUGACGUCCGCUCGUCCUGCAGAUCCAGUCUGAGGCGUGUCUCCUGGCAGCAGUGCUGCCGUCGUCCACUAGAUGGCAGCUGUGCUUCAGAUCAUUUGUCUGUCAGCUGCUCUGACACUUAACAGCUUCACUGCCAGWGAACAAUUUGAAAUGUUCUGUUUGUUUUGUGAACCUGUUUGUGUCAAACACUACUCUGCCUUUGCACAUUGUGCCGUGGAUAUUUAUGACAGAUGAAUGAAAUAUCUGAGCGCCGGGCUAAUGGAGGUACUCUCUUAAUUCAGUUCUUAUUUUUAUUGUCAACACACUCCUACAUGAAAGCCUUUUAGAUUGAUCAAACAGGCAGAUAAAUCAGCACAAAUUUCAGCUGAAGGAAAAAAUCUUUUGCUGCUUUCCACUGCCGAUGCUUUUUGCUUUAAGAGAACUCCAAGGUCGAUUUUAUUUAUAUAAAACACAACUUGUUGCUGUCCCAAAGUGUUGAACAUAUACUGCAAUAAAAAACAAUUAUUAAUACAAAGACAGAAUUGUAUGAAGUAUGGCAGCUAUACUGUAACAUUCCAAGCCUUUCAUAGCAUUAUAAAUGUAUUAGUUGAGAGACUGUAGAAUUUCUAUAAAUUAAAUUAAAUUUAUUUUGAUAAAUAAAUCUGAGAAACGAG
Messenger RNA from Austrofundulus limnaeus, 2255 nucleotides. RefSeq names its product zDHHC palmitoyltransferase 23b (gene zdhhc23b). Gene Ontology annotation, biological process: peptidyl-L-cysteine S-palmitoylation; protein targeting to membrane. The record is from RefSeq and is a predicted model, not a curated record. The transcript is spliced from 5 exons. Bases 367 to 1635 code for a protein of 422 amino acids. Gene Ontology annotation, molecular function: protein-cysteine S-palmitoyltransferase activity. Lineage: Eukaryota; Metazoa; Chordata; Actinopteri; Cyprinodontiformes; Rivulidae. Gene Ontology annotation, cellular component: Golgi apparatus; endoplasmic reticulum.